AUGGCGUUAGAAAAUGAUAAAUCGCCGCCAAAUGAUGUACAUUCAACCAAUCAAGGAGUUGAGCCACAAACAGAGAUCGAAAGCAUUGCAGAAGUUACUCAAAUGCUACGAUAUCGCAGAUGGAGCCGAAGAGAGAUUCUUGUGCUCAUCCAAGGUAAAAACAUGGCAGAAAGUCUGAGAAGGGAAAAACGUAGAUCUACUUCAUCAAAUCAGGCGAAAUCAAAAUGGGAGGUCGUUUCGUCAUUCUGUAAGAAAAAUGGCAUGAAAAAAAGAGCGGUUCAAUGUCAGAAAAGGUGGAGUAAACUCAUGGUAAUUUUUAGAGAGAUAAAAAAGAGGGAAUCGGUAAUAAAAGAGGUAGCUAAAUCAUUCUGGAACAUGACAUCAACUGAAAGAAGAGGGUUGAAACUACCCGGAUUUUUUGAUAAGGAUGUUUAUGAUGCAUUGGAUGGAAAGCUCACUUCAAUUACACUAAAUCAAGUUAUUUUGGAGGCAACAAAUGAUCAAUGGCAAGAAGAUGAUGAUACAAAUGAUGAGAAUACAUCAAAAGAGAUACAAGUUGCAACACAUGAUCCAACAAAGAAAAUAUCAAGUGUGGAUAAGAAGGAACAAGUAAUAAACUGCCAAGAAGAAGCAUCAUCGGAGGAGUCAUACAAAAGAAGAAGGUUUUCCCAGAAUGAGAAUGAAGAUUUCAACAUGGAGUCUCAGUUGAUCGAAUCUAUUGGUCAGAUAUACAACAUACUGAAAACAUAUUUUGAAGCAAACAAUGUGACAGAGAAAAGCAAGGAGCAUAAAAGUGCAUUGGUUAAUGCUUUAAACAAGAUAGGAGAUGCACUUGAAAUGAUUGCAGACAAACUCUAG
Impatiens glandulifera is the source of this 858-nucleotide messenger RNA. Its product is annotated as trihelix transcription factor ASR3-like. The transcript has 2 exons. Bases 1 to 858 code for a protein of 285 amino acids. The record is from RefSeq and is a predicted model, not a curated record. Lineage: Eukaryota; Viridiplantae; Streptophyta; Magnoliopsida; Ericales; Balsaminaceae.